GUGUAUUGCUACAACAGAUGUGAUUGCAUGAAAUUGAAAGGUAGAAUUGUGAACUGUGUUUGUGGGAAGGAGAAGAAGUGUUAUUUUAAGGUUCAUGCCGUGAAAUUGAAAGAUGAGGAGACAGUUCAAAUAAGGAGUUAUUUUCCAAACCACACAUGUGGUCACCAACACCAAAAUAAGAAAGUCACUGCUUUGUAUUUAGCUGAGAAAUACAUAGAUGAUUGGAGGGACAAUCCAACCUGGGAAUUAAAGGCAUUUAAGAAACGGGUUAAUAGAGAGUUAGGUUGUGAAGUGAAGUAUUCUAAGUGUUACAUGGCUAAAAGAAUUGCAAUGAAAAUGCUAUAUGGUGAUGCUAGUGAAGAGUAUAGCAGGGUUUGGGAUUAUGCGGAAGCAAUAAGGACGUUUAAUCCAGGAAGCACAGCAAUCGUUAAAUGCAUUGGAAUAGACACACCCCCACCUUUGUUCCAAAGGAUGUAUAUAUGCUUGACAGCGUGUAAGGAGGGGUUUGUAGCUGGCUGUAGGCCUAUUAUAGGUGUUGAUGGGGCACAUCUGAAGGGAAAAUUCCCUGGGGUUUUGUUGACUGCUGUUGGUAAAGAUGGGAACAAUAAUAUCUUUCCCAUUGCAUGGGCUGUGGUUGAAACUGAAAAUGUAGAAACAUGGAUAUGGUUUCUAAAUCUUCUGGUGGAAGACCUUAGGUCGGUAACUGCAUCGAGUAGUUGGGUUGAAGCAGAAGGUGAAGCUUUCACCUUCAUGAGCGAUAGGCAAAAGGGUUUGGUCGAAGCUUUGAACUCAGUGGUUCCUGAAUGCGAAAUUAGGUUCUGCUGUAGGCAUAUAUGGGCGAACUUCAAGAUCAAGUUCCCUGGAGAGUUGUUCAAACAACACUUUUGGAGUGCAGCCAGAGCCUACAACAAGAAUCAUUUUGAUAGAGAAAUGAAUGUAAUAAAGAAUAUUUCUAUUGACGCAUAUGCAUAUCUAGCUGCUAUUCCUGCAAAACAUUGGUCUAGGCAUGCUUUUUGUAGUAGGAGUAAGUCUGGGAUGUUAUUGAACAAUAUUUGUGAGGCAUUCAACAAUGUGUUAGUAGAAGCAAGGGCGAAGCCUAUAAUUUCCCUAAUGGAGUGGAUUAGGAGAUAUGUAAUGCAACGAAGCGCAGCCAAAAGGGAAGGGUUGAGUAACUUUCAAGGUGAGUUGAUGCCAGCUAUCACUAAAAUUAUUGAAAAAAAUGCAAAAGAAAUAUAUGGUUUAAGGGUAAUCCCAGUGGAUGUUUAUGAGUUUGAGGUGGAUGAUAUUGAAGACUGUUACGUUGUAAACUUGGCCAAUAGAACUUGCCAUUGUGGAAGUUGGCAGCUUAUAGGAAUUCCUUGCAAACAUGCCGUUGCUUGUAUUGUGCUUAGAAAAUUAGAUGCCAAAGACUUUGUCCACGAGGCGUAUCUCAUAGAAACGUAUCGAAAAACGUAUAGUCCAAAGUUUUAUGGUAUGCCAGGACACAAAAUGUGGCCAACAACCACUUUAGCCAAACCACUUCCUCCACCAUAUAGAAAGAUGCCUGGAAGGCCUAACAAGAGGAAAAGAAAGAAGGAAGUUGGUGAAGGUAAAGGAGGAAAGAAGGCUAUUACAGAAUUCAAGCAAAGGAGAUGUGGUAAUUGCGGUGAAGUUGGUCACUACAAAAAGGGCUGCAAAAAUCAACCUAAACCACCACCACCAACAAAGACCAAGUCAAAAGGUGGAAGGCCUAAAAUGGGAUCUUCUUCUACUCAACAAUCUACAACCAAUGAUGUGCCUAGCUCCAGUGGUCAACAACAAACGCAAAACGCUGCAUCUACUUCAUGUAUAAUGGAUCAAAAUAGUCAAAUAUAGACUUGUACUAUGUUGAAUUAUGUCUGGGAUGUACCCUGUAAUGUUGAGCUUAAUUAAAUGUUUUUUAGCAAAUGAAGUAUGUAUACUCAGAAUGUACUGUUGCUCUAAUAUUGCUGUACCCAGUUGAACUUAAUGUAAUGUUCCUUGCAAUCAGUAAUUGAAUUAUUUGCACUAUCUUGAAUCA
This is a messenger RNA of Amaranthus tricolor (Joseph's coat), 2038 nucleotides long. RefSeq lists its product as uncharacterized. Bases 28 to 1854 code for a protein of 608 amino acids. Lineage: Eukaryota; Viridiplantae; Streptophyta; Magnoliopsida; Caryophyllales; Amaranthaceae. The transcript is spliced from 3 exons. The record is from RefSeq and is a predicted model, not a curated record. Gene Ontology annotation, molecular function: zinc ion binding; nucleic acid binding.